GACCUGGCAUUCAUUCAUGUUUGUGCAUGUGAACGGUUAAUGUCUGACUGGAGAGCUUUUGCUUGUGCCUGUAUUGCUUUGCUUGCAGGUUGUGAAAUACUGCACUGCUGUCCUGAUACAAGUUCCCUCUAACUUCAAAGGUUGCUGAAGUUCAGUGAGUGCCAAGAAGGGCAAAGAUGGAGCAUGUCUCGCUCCCGCCACUGUCCCGUGUUGCCAUUUGUGGCGGCACCCAUGGAAAUGAGAUGUCAGGGGUGUACUUGGUGAGAGAAAUGCAGAAACAGAAGGUAGAUCAGGCCGGAUCUGUUUCUAUAACCACCGUUCUAUCAAAUCCACGGGCGGUGGAUGCUUGUAGAAGAUACACCGACACAGAUCUGAAUCGCUGUUUCACAAAAGGCCUGCUAAGUGCCCCCAUAACAGACUCUACACCCUAUGAGUUGAAGCGAGCCCAAGAGCUGAACUCUCAGCUUGGACCAAAAGGAAGCAAAGAGGCUGUGGAUCUGCUCUGCGAUGUCCACAACACCACUGCCAACAUGGGCCUUUGCCUCAUCUUUUACUCCAUAGACUGGAUCACCCUGCACAUUUACAAAUACAUACAGAGCAAGAUGACCUCUACACCUGUGAGAGUAAUCCAGCUGGAUAUACCUAUUUCUGAAGCUUAUUCCUUAGAGUCAGUGGGCAAACAUGGCUUCGCAAUAGAGGUAGGUCCUCAACCCAAUGGUGUGCUCAGAGCUGAUAUCUUUAACAUGGUGAAAGAGGCAGUGGAUCUCACAAUCGAAUGGCUUCAAGGAUUCAAUUCCGGAAGUACAUUUGAAGGAGGUGAAGUGGAAGCAUACAAUUUGGUGAAGAGUGUAGACUACCCAAGAGAUCCUACAAGCAAUGAGAUUACUGCUGCCAUACAUCCCCAGCUGCAGGAUAAUGACUUCAAACUUCUCCGACCAGGAGACCCCAUGUUCCAGUCAUUUUCUGGGGAGAUGGUGGAGUACGAGGGAGAAGAACUCUACCCUUUCUUUGUAAAUGAAUGUGCCUACUAUGAGAAGAAGAUUGCGUUCCAUUUAGCCAAGAAGAUCACUUUGACCUUCCCGCCCAUAAGUGUGAAGAAAGACUGAGAGUGAUACUAAUAUAUACUGCAGAGAUUUUGAAGUAUAAUCAAAGAAAAGAAAUUGUGCACUACAUUAAUGAUCAUGUUUUAAUCAUCUCAAAUUAGCUAAUGCACAAACCUAUGCAAUAAAUGACACAAUAACAUGAUUACCUCCUCAGUUGAAUACAGAAACACUGCAACAGUACUACCUCUGUGAGGCUCAUGUGUAAUGAGUUGCUUUUGUACUUGAUUGAAUAAUAUUGCACAGGUGCUGGAGUUAUAUUCUUCCAUCCCCUGUAUAUUAACUGGCAAUAAUGCAAAACACUAUGUUUGAAUAAAUUAAAAAAUAGAUCACAUUGAA
Molecule: messenger RNA, 1439 nt
Organism: Dicentrarchus labrax (European seabass)
Lineage: Eukaryota; Metazoa; Chordata; Actinopteri; Moronidae
Product: N-acyl-aromatic-L-amino acid amidohydrolase (carboxylate-forming) B-like
Exons: 7
Coding region: 177-1106 (309 amino acids)
Molecular function (GO): aminoacylase activity; hydrolase activity, acting on ester bonds
Source: RefSeq, a predicted model, not a curated record